Messenger RNA from Seminavis robusta, 1402 nucleotides. The record is from the annotation of a GenBank genome assembly. Lineage: Eukaryota; Bacillariophyta; Bacillariophyceae; Naviculales; Naviculaceae.
CACCCACCAUCAACCUCAGCUCUCACAAUAGUAGUGUAGUACAAGUACAACUAAUAAACAUCAACAUGUCAUCAUCACAACAGGACGACUGCGCCUGUAGGAAACCCCGCAAGUCGGUGGUCCAAAUUUGCAAUGCCAACCGAGUCCUCCGAACCAGGAUACCCAUCAAAUUCCUCAACGACAGCGACACGCCAUUGGACAAGUCCAACUCGGUCGAAUUGAUUGGUCGCAGUUGGGCGGCAGAUUGUACUGCCUUUUGCAUUCCGGAGCUUGAUAUUGGUUUGGAUGCCGGAUACGUUGUCCAUGGCAAACGUCUCUCCAACUACUUUAUCUCGCACACCCACACGGAUCACUGUCAUUUUCUGACCCACAUCAAGUCACGGUCCAAGCCACCCAAAAUCUACUUGCCGGCACCGUCCGUCGACGGCGCCACGCGGUUCAUCCAAGUGGCACAGCAAUUGACAUCCGACCUCACGCAACAACAAUACGACGAGAUUCCCUGGGACAAGGAUCAUGAAUUUAUCGGUGUCACGGCGGGGCAACACAUGGUCGUCGAUUCCAAACGAGGCAUUGUCUGCGAUGUGGUGUCCAUGGACCACGGUGUGCCCUGUGUGGGAUAUUGCUUUGCCCAACGAAAGCAAUCUCUUAAAGCUGAGUUUCGGGGAUUGCCCGGACGUGAAAUUGGUGCCUUGCGCAAACAAGGCGUCCAAGUGACACAAGAAGAAAUCUUGCCCCUGUUUGCCUUUUUGGGAGACACCACCGCGGAGGGGGUCUUUGGAGACAGCAGUGCCGAGAUUCGCCGCAAAGUCCUGGCUUGUCCUACGGUCAUUAUGGAAUGUUCCUUCCUCACAGACGACAACCGGAUGCAGGCCGCCAAAAGCAAGCAUGUGCUUUGGUCCGAUCUGAAACCACACAUCGAAUCUCACCCGAAUGCGACAUUUGUCCUGAUGCACUUUAGUCACCGGUAUACACGCGACGAAGUCCACGAGUUUUUCCAAGCACCCGAAAACUACCUCCCCAAUGUUGUCCCGUGGAUUGCCGACCAAAAUCUCGCAGUUCAAGGCACCUCCGUGGAAGCCGACCCGUUGUAUUGCGAGGAAGUUUGGUCUCAUUAUUAAAGCUAGUUCACCAUGGUGGUUUGUGAUUCGAUUCUUCUUGUGCUGGAGCGGUCGGGGAAUGUCUCGACGCCGCUCAUUCCCAAGGCCUCCGUGUCAGCCAAGAUGGUGCCACCUUGGGCACAAAACUUGACCCUUGGUGCCACCAUACUGCAGCUUCUCGAACCCAAGACGCCUCGAGCUCAUCGUCGGCACCAACCAAUGGCCAGCACUUAUAACCACCCCAGAGGCCAGAUACCGUAGGAAGCUAGCAGCUAGAUAGAUAUAUGUAGAACAGGUCAAUUUUU